CUUGUGUUGCAGUUUUCAUUACAAUUCUACAUUCAUUUCAAAUGUUCUUGUAAGUGAUUUUUUUCAGAGGCUUAAUGUUUAGAGACGGCUGUUUCAGAGGCCUGUGAACCUUCUGACUUCCCCUCAAUCGAACCUAAUGUGUCACGUGAAGAUCUGGUUAGAAAAGUACCUUCAUUUUGAUGAAGUGAUUAGAAGCCGUUUGUUUGAAUGACUAAAUGGGUAAUUAAACACAACACGGUACCACUGCAGCUGUUGGGUCAGGCUGGACCUGAACACAGACCUAGAACUACAGAGCAGUAUUUACCAGGCAAAUAGCCCCCACCCCCCUCUGACCCCCCCGUGCACUGCCCGGUUUGCAUAGACAGCGAAAGGAUCAGAGGAAAGUUAUUGCAACGCUUGACAGCUGUAGUGAAAAUAUGACUGAGCUCAGAGCAGAGGGGCAUGAAGGUCUAGGACCAGUAACACGGGGUUCUGAUCAACCAAGACCUGGAUCACAAUGUGGAGCAGGUCAAGUCCAAACCUUAGCAGGUGGAGCAGCUUCAGCUCAGCAACAUCAGGUCCCUCUAAAGCGCCCAGUGUGAUGGACAUGCUCAACCUGUGGAAGGACGACCCAGAGGAGGUUCUCUUGGACCUGGGCUUUGGCUGUGAUGAACCAGACCUUUCAGGACGCAUACCGGCUCGCUUCAUCAAUCAUCAGUCUCAGGCAAGAGGAAUAAACCUCAAGGUGUUUCUGGAGGCCCAGGAGAACCGGCUGGACCUGGAGAACCCAGACGUCAGCAAUCGUUUCAGACAGCUGGAGGUUCUCCAGCAGGUAACCACAGCGUUCUCAUCCCUGGUGAGGUCUCCCUCCUCCUCACCUCUCAGAGCUCCCCGGCCUCCUGAGGCCCAGGAGAGGAGGAGGCGCAUGGGCCUCCUAUUCAGAAGAGCAUCCAAGAAGUCACUCAGCCAACUCCAUACGCGCAACCAUAAAACCCAGGACCUUAACACAGCCGCUGCCACAUCUGCUGCCCCUGAGUCACUGCCACCUCCAUUCAGCCCUGCAGACAAGGACAUCCCCUCAAAGAAAACUCGACAUGGACUUCUGGAGACUGUGUGUCUGAGUCCUCUGGCAGAGGAGACCGGAGCAGGUCCAGACCCUCAGGCGGAGCCUAACGUGGCCCCUGUGAUGGCCCAGGAGGGAGCACCCGGACACUGGGCCCUGACAGGAGGUCAAACCUCGUUACUUGGGAAGAAGAGCCCAGCGCAGGCCCGGGAAUCGUUUGAAAUAGAAGAGAUCCACAGUUUUGAUGACAGUUAUGUGACAGGCAGCUACACAGGAGGAGCAGAACAUUUAGCGCACGGUGUCCUACGGAGCAACAGCUGCCAGUCAGACAGCAGUGGCUUUCUAGAGGAGCCAUUCGUCCCCCUUCUCAUCAAGCAGGCGUCACCAGGAGCCGACCUCAUCCAGGCUCUGUCCGGCCUGUCCGGGGACACUGAGACGCCGUCCCCCCAUACUCCUGCAUCUCUCACCUCGUCUGCUGUUGACUCGCCCAGUCUUUCACCAAAGCCUUCAUUAGACUUUGACCCUUCCCCAUGUCCAUUCUCCUUGUGUCUCCCAAACUCUGACCAGCACAAUUCAGAGAGGGAAACACAACCAGAACCGGAUCAGUCUCCAGCUGCUUCACUCUCCACGUCGGUGUGUGAGUACUCUCAAGAGCUUGCAAUGCCUGCUGCUUCUGUCCUGACUGAGGACAAGGAGACUCCGUCCUCCCACGUCCCUGCUGUACUGCACGGCUCCGAAGGCCCAGCCUGCUCUCCCUGUCCAAGUGUUGCUCCUCUUGCCUCAUAUCCUUUUCCUUCUCCAAAUUUGGAUCGUCCGUUUUCCCUGUCAACCGUUACGUCUUGCACGCGGUCGGCCUCCUCUUCCAGGAGUCCAGGCGACCCUCAUUCAGAACAGACUGGAGUGGCUCUGCACAGAAACUCAUCAUCGCUAUCAUCUCAGCUUCAGCCAUCUGCCCCCCAUGAUUUUCAUUGUCCCACCCCACUAAAAGAGACCCUCUCGCAAGAUGCGGAAAAGCAUCAUAUGGAUUCCGUGUUGGAAGACUCCGAAGCAAUAGGCCUCUCUGAUCCAUCUACCAGUUCACAGAAGGAUGAGGAAGAAACACCCUCCUCUCUCUCCUUCCAGUUGGAAAAAGACAACGUCUCUGCUUCAUCCUCUCUCAUUCUGGUGUCCUCUGAGGACCCUUCCUUUCCAGAUGGUCAUCCUGCCUUGCAGUCUCAUUUAGGUGAUCCGGAGGGUCUGAUCGAUCCAGCUGCUGCAGGAACCUCAGACCUUUCAGCGCUGUCCACCUGCCGACGUGAUAUUAGCACAGAGCCUGCUCCGACUCCCCGAGCCCAAGACAUGAUUCAUGAUACAAUGAAUCACUUCUUCUUGGACUUUGAAGACACCGACCAGAGGUGUGGAAAGGGAGCAGCAGGGGCUGAAAGGCUCACUGACACUGUGCAGACGCAGAAGAAUGUUGUUUACAUCUCAGAUACAGAGAGUUCUGCGGGCCUGUCACAAGGUUGUAGAGUAGUCUCUGAGGAAGUAUGUAACCAAACAGAAAUAGAUCCACAGCUCCUAUCAACUGGAACCCAACCGGAACAUUGUCAGGGAGGAGGUAUUGGCUCGGAAAACAAAUCACUCAGCAGUUCUUUGAUUUUACAUAAUUGUAGAGCUGAAGUUCAACCAAAGGAUCUAAUCAAGGUUGAGAGCUUAGAUGAGAUCUUCCAGACCUCCGUGGAUAGUUCUGAAGGUGACACUGGAGAUGUGGAUGCCUUUUUUCAGCAGCUUGAUACUGAAGGACGAGCCUAUUGGGCAGAACCCAUCCAGGUUUCAAAUCCGAGUCCUGUACUCGAAGAGUCAGUCAGCGUCGAAAGCUCAGGCGGAUCUCCUGGGAGUUCUCCGUUGCCUAGUGGCCCAGCUCUUCUGGACCUGAUGCCCUCCACCGGCAGAGCUAUGCUUUUGUCUCCGUCAUCCUCAACAACGAUGGACACUGACCAGAUGUCAAGAAAUAAAGCCGCCUCCCCAGUGGCCCCAGCUCCGGUCCCGACCCCCUCCUUAAGCCCAGACCUCAAGACAUCUAGCCGCUCCGUUUCUGUCCAGAUGUCUUCUUCCCCAUCGUCUCAUAUAGUCCAGCGGAAGGACGUUCCCUAUAUUACGGACUCUAAACGCACGCUUCUGUCUAGUUUCCUCUCUUUGGACACGUCCACCCCUUUCCGUGCUGUGCAGUCAUGGACUGACCUUCAGAUCCAGCGAAGCCCUCUCACCACCAACUUCUCUCAGUGGGGCCUUCAUACUUCCCCAAAGGAUGUAACCGUAUGCACUAGUGCCACAGAAACGUCACAUGACUGUGAGCAGACUGAACAUCAGCACACCACGUCGCUCUCUGUGGACAAAGGGCUGUGGCUUGAUGAGGAGGAGGUGGACAGGAACGGAUAUGAAGAAGAGGGCAAGCUCUGGCGGGAGGAUCACAGGGCCACCACGUCGUGUUGCUGCUCCUGUGACCAUCAGUGUAACGGCGCCACUCAGAAGAGAGACAACAUUCCUUUCUCCCUGGAUGAGCUGGAGGAGAUGAUGCAGUGUCUGCAGCACUUCUGCUCUGUUCUCAGCGACAUGGAGGAGCAGCUCUCUGAGGACCAGGCGGCGGUUUACGGCGCCCUCUCUGACCCGGACAGGGAGAUGGUCCAGGACGUAGAAGAGCUGAGGCGGGCAGUGAAGCAGGAGGCUGGACAGCUGGAGAUGCAGUUGAAUGAACUGGCCGAUCAUUAUGAUGACAACUUGAAAAGGAAGAUGCACAGGCUGUUGGAUGAGCAGUCUCUCCUCUGCUCUCAACUCAAAGUCUCUCUACCUGGGGCGGGGCCCACGGCGCAGAGACCCGCCCCCAAGCGGACAGCUGCCACUCAGUGCUGUCCAGUGGAGGAGCAGCGCGGCCCCCCGUCCGCCUGGAGGGGCUGGGAUGUGAGCUCCCUCCUCCAGUCAAAGUGCAUCUGUGAGGCCCGGGGCAAGAAGGACCAGCUGGACAUGAUGGCUGUCCUCCAGAGAUUGAAGGAGUCUUUGCAUCAUUCUGUGAACACAGACUAAUAAAAGGUGCGGCACAUCAUCUGACUCCAUCCACUGAAGAAGAAAGGACUUCUGUUGUCGCACACAGUGGCUGACAAUGGUUCUUGAGAAAGGGACUACUUUAUCAUUUUUUAAAUAAAAAGGUUUGAAUGCACUUUGUAAUGUGCAUGUGUGCAAACUAUGUAUUUAAAUUGGCCUCGGCUCAAUCUCCUGGAAGUAAUGUUGGUGUCACACAUGUGUAACAUGGUGGCGUGAGGGUCCCGUGUGAUACCGAAGGUAAACGUUGUCUGGCGUUUCCACCAGUGUGAUCUAUCUAUGAAUAUCAUGCCAUCAAUGUUUCAGGUUGACUCUCGGGCCUGAAACUAAUGCAGCAUAGAGGCGACUGUGUUUGAUGCUUAUCUACAAUAGAUCCAUGUAAGAGUAAGAUGAGUUAAUGAAGACAACAUAUGACUAAAAUAAACACUUAUGUAUGUUUAUGUA
Messenger RNA from Gasterosteus aculeatus aculeatus (three-spined stickleback), 4561 nucleotides. The record is from RefSeq and is a predicted model, not a curated record. Lineage: Eukaryota; Metazoa; Chordata; Actinopteri; Perciformes; Gasterosteidae.